UUGUUGUUCUGAUUGUGCGAACACUGUGAAGUGUACAAUAAUCAUUCCAUCAUUUACGUUUAGAAGAAAAAAUAGUAAAACUAGGGUACGUACCUUAGUAAAACACAAAGAUAAUUUUUAAUAAUUUUGAAAUGGGGUUUUAAAAUUUACAUUUAAAAUCAUCAUGUUUUAGUUUUUUGCUUCGGUAAAUCGUUCGUGGUGGAGUGUAAAAUUCAUGCUAAGUUUUUUUCCCUCGGAUUGUUGUUUCGUUUUUUUGCAUCCGAGUGUAACCUAUUCAUUCCUCGUCUACGGAUUUUCCUUGUAAAUAAAUAUUCAUCGGAUUAGAUUAAUUACAAUUAUUUCGAAUUAAUCUGUCCUAUCAGGCUGUGUUGGUAAAAAAAGGAAUACGUUUCUAAAACGUACAUAAUAUCGAUAAAAAUGCGGAAAGUAAAAUUAUGAGGAUACCAGAAACACUGGUGGCAUCGCCCAAAGAGAUCACCAUGUGGUCUAAAUCAAGCACCGAAAAACAAGACUCGCCUCAAAAUGGCAAAACUCUUGGCAUGACAUCGCCCAUCAGUCUUGCCGAGCCGAAACCCAUCGAUCUACAGCUUACGAAAGAAUUGGACGAAGCGUUGGCCGAAUUCGAUGUCACCGAAUCUGACGAAGAGUUGAAUCAUAGAAUGGAAGUUUUGAGUAGACUGAACGAAAUGGUCAAAGAAUGGAUUUUGGAGAUGAGUUUAGCUCGUAACAUGCCUCGAGAAGUAGCCGAACAAGUCGGAGGAAAGAUCUACACAUUCGGAUCGUACAGAUUAGGAGUUCAUCAGAAAGGCGCCGAUAUCGAUGCUUUAUGCGUAGCUCCUCGUCAUAUCGAUAGAACCGAUUAUUUCUCGUCGUUUUAUGAAAAAUUAAAAAGCUGCCCCGAAGUCAAAGAAUUAAGAGCUGUCGAAGAAGCAUUCGUACCUGUAUUGAAAAUGAAUUUCGACGGAAUAGAAAUCGAUUUAUUGUUCGCCAGAUUAGCUUUGAAAGAAAUUCCCGAUGCUGUGGAUUUAAAAGACGAUAUGAUACUGAAGAAUUUAGAUCAACGGUGUGUUCGUAGUCUGAACGGAUGUCGAGUAACCGAUGAAAUUCUUAGAUUAGUUCCCAACGUGGAAACUUUCAGAUUAGCUCUUCGUGGUAUCAAAUUAUGGGCUAAACAACAUGGAAUUUAUUCGAACGUAUUGGGAUAUCUCGGUGGUGUUUCCUGGGCCAUGUUAGUAGCAAGAACGUGCCAGCUGUACCCGAACGCUGUAGCUUCUACGAUAAUUCAAAAGUUUUUCUUAGUAUUUUCGCAAUGGAAUUGGCCACAUCCUGUUUUAUUGAAACAACCAACCAAACCAAAUUUGAAUUUCCCUGUUUGGGAUCCUAGAUAUAAUAUACCAGAUAGAGCUCAUCUAAUGCCGAUCAUCACGCCGGCUUAUCCUCAACAAAAUUCUACUUUCAACGUUUCCAAGUCUACUCUCAGCAUCGUAGUGAAAGAAUUACAAACUGGAUUCCGUAUUUCUGAAGAAAUCAUAUGCGGAAGAGCUAACUGGAGAUUGUUAUUCGAGAAACCAAAUUUUUUCGCUAGAUACAAACAUUUCAUUUUGUUGAUCGCAUCGUCAAGUACGACAGAAGAACAUCUCGAAUGGUAUGGUUUGGUGGAGGCGAAAGUGCGUCAUUUAGUUACUAUUUUGGAGAAGAAUAAAUGCAUAUGUCAAGUUCACGCAAAUCCUGAGAUCUUUAAAUUGAAACCUGACUACUUUGAAACCAUCGGAUCCGAGUCGCCGAAAGAAAACGAGCCUGUUGAGCAGAGACCAAAUUCGCUGUGGGCCGUUGGAUUAGAAUUCGCUGAGGUUAAAGGAGCCAGUAUCAAUUUAACUCCGGAAAUACAGAACUUUACUAAUGCUGUUAUGAAACAUGCUAAUGGAAUCAAGAUGUACAAAGAAACGAUGAAAAUCGAAACUAAAUACGUUCGUAGGAAGAAUCUAAACUCAUAUUUGCCAAUGGAAAUCAUCAAACGUGAUCGACCGGCAACCGAGAUAUUAGGUCCGAUAACCGAAAACGGCGCCACGAUCCUUCUACGACGUAAUGGCACAGAUGUAACAUCUCCUCCUGCACCUGCAACGCUGGCACCACCGCAAACCAACAACGUUCGCAGAUCGACAUUCAGCAUUAAUCGCGUGGUUAACCAUACUGUCGUCAAUAACGAAAACACCACCCCGACUGCGAGAGUGAAUCCGCUAAGAAGGAAAUCAGAUACACCGACUGAUGAAGCGAGCGUCCCAAAACGAAGGACUUCGUCUGAAAAUAGACCCAAUUUUGGAAACGUAUCGAGUUCGAGUAACACCUCACCGACACCGACGCCGCCGGCGCUUACGGAGGAUGAAAUUAUCGACUUAGAUUUAGACGAAUCGGACGAAGUUGAAGCUGUUGUUAUCGACGACGAUGAAAACGAUAACGAUGAAUCGAGCACUGACCUGAGUAGCAAAGUAGCUGACGAAACAACUAUUUCUUUAAUUGAUUUAACUGAUGAUAGCCAAGAUUCGGAUAUCGGGCUCGUGUCUUCGUCCACCGAGAGGUCUCAAGAACACGGUGAAUGGCCAGUAAUUGCGUUGUAAUGGGUUUUGAAUUUUUCAUCUCUUCGUCGAAACGAAGAGUCAUCAUUAUCGAUUCGUGUCCCAGAACCUGAGAUUGAAUACGCAAUCACGACUGCCACCGGAAGAGUAGAUACCAUCGAAUGGCCGAAUAAGUAUACGACAUUUUCACCAUGGUUCGUUUUUUCAUCUUUCUUCUGCUUUUCUUUUUUUUAUCUUUAUCGUACAUUACAGUUCUAUUUCGCAUAGUACAAAACUGACUGAAAUUUGAAAUUUUUCAUUUUUUCCCCUUCUUUGUUGUCUCUAUAAGCGCUCGUAAUAUUAUUUAAUGUCACGCAGCUUUCGUUUUAGGAUGUUAAUAAUUUUUUAUUGUGAAUUUUUUUUCCUUUCGUUCGUAUUUUUAAAAUGUUUCGUUGAGUUUAUUAAGAGUCAACUUAUUUAGAAAAAAAAAUAUUCAAAAAAAAAUUGAAUAAUUAUAAAAAUACCAAAAAAAAAAAAAAAAAAAAAAAAAAAAACUUCCUAAUGUAUCCUUAUGUACAUUCUUUCGUAUAAUUAAUUCGUUUAUACCUACGAUAAUAAAAACUAAAAACCAAAAAAAAUUUAACAAAACUAUUGGGAAAAAAAUAGUACUUUGAUUAAGAUUUUAUUAAAUUAUAAUAAUUUCUAAAUUUUAACUCAUACGAUAUACAAACUAUAGUACCUAUGUAAUUGGGUUAAAUUCUUUCGAUCCAGUAGUAUUAGAUUUUUACCCUUUACCCCCCUCUGACAGUAUGUGUAAAUGUGCUGUAUGAUGCAGUUUUGUACACAUUUGUUUUGUAUGAGGUACGUAUAUUCGAUAGAUUAGAGAUACUAUAAUAUUACAAGUUAUUUUAACGGAUCGAGAAUUUGACUUGAUAGGCGUACGUAUGUGUUCAAUGAUUAAUCUUAUUUAUUUACCUUCUCUUUUUUUUUUUACCAAAUUCAUUUUGUUUGUACAUAAGAAGUAUUCUAAGUGGCGUAAAAGCCGCCGUUUCGAUUACAUUAUUUUUCAUUCAUCGACGAAUAGAAGGCGAUUAUUCUUUUUUCAAGCCUCGAAUUAUUUUGUCGAUGAACUCGAAACGAAGUACAUACCUAAAUUAAUUGUUGAAGUGCAUUUUGUUUUAUGAGUUUUGCGCGCGAAUAUUUAUUUAUUUUUCUUUACAAAAAUUACUUGGCUUAUUUUUUGUACAACGAGUAUUAAUUAUUUGUGGCGCGUGUCGAGAUGUGAAAAGGAAAAUAUGUUGUGGGAUAAGGUUUGGAGCUUUGGAUGUUUGACCAAAACAACUUUUUUUAGGAAAAAAGCGUUUAAAAUUUUUAUGAGGUGAAAUCUUACUUUUUUAUAAAAUUUUUGCGUCCGUUGUUAUUUUUUUCAACACGAUAUCGUUUCUAGAGAGUUGAAUGUGUGUGAAAAAGUCUCAAAAGUCCGAAUCACAACUUUCAAGACUUAUUUUGAACAAAUGAAGUUACAGUCAUUUAAAAUUGAUCAUAAUUUUUUUCAAAACUUGAACCGACGGAAUUCUGACCAUUCAACUUUAAAAGACGGUUGCUUUUAUUCAGUUCGAGAUAGCUGUUUGAAAGUAUGAUUUUUGAACUCUUGAGACUCCCCCCCCCCCACCAAAAAAAAAACGUGAACAUUGAUUUUUUUGAGGUCUCUGAAUACCCAAACAUAUUGUUUUUAUAUUGGCUAAUGCGAGAGUGUGUUUGUAGUAUGAUCGAGAGUAAUUCGACUUGAAUUAUUCGUACCUAGGUUUUUCAAGUUGUAGUAUUGCUUGAGUUGAUACAAUAUUUAUACGUAGGUAGUAUCUCUGUGUACCAUUUAAUUAUCAUUAUUUUUGUUCAGAAUGUUGUACUACUCGUGUGUAUAUAUAUCUCUGAUUACUUUGUAUAUACCAUUAUGAUUGAAUAAUAUUGUACGUUAUCACUGUUUUUAAUAUGGUAUUCGUGAGAAAAAUACGCUUGUAGUUUUUUCCAGAUGUUAUUUUUAUUGUACCUACGCGUUACGAUUAUUUUUCUUGUUUUUUUUUUUUUUUUUUUUUUUUUCGAUAUGUACCUUCUUUUGCGAAUUAGCCAAUAUACUGUUUUACGUUACUAUAUGCAUGUUCAAUAAGAAUCAAUACAUUUAUUCGGAACACUGGAA
Messenger RNA from Planococcus citri (citrus mealybug), 4746 nucleotides. It is a transcript of the gene hrg, whose product is annotated as hiiragi. Gene Ontology annotation, molecular function: RNA binding; poly(A) RNA polymerase activity. Gene Ontology annotation, cellular component: nucleus. The transcript is spliced from 13 exons. Bases 435 to 2615 code for a protein of 726 amino acids. NCBI's taxonomy places the organism in Eukaryota, Metazoa, Arthropoda, Insecta, Hemiptera, Pseudococcidae. The record is from RefSeq and is a predicted model, not a curated record.